Messenger RNA from Odocoileus virginianus texanus, 1182 nucleotides. It is a transcript of the gene ADIG, whose product is annotated as adipogenin. Gene Ontology annotation, cellular component: nucleus; cytoplasm; lipid droplet. Gene Ontology annotation, biological process: brown fat cell differentiation; white fat cell differentiation. Lineage: Eukaryota; Metazoa; Chordata; Mammalia; Artiodactyla; Cervidae. The record is from RefSeq and is a predicted model, not a curated record.
UCACCAAAAACCCUAAUAAGGAGAGAUACAGAAGUUUCCAGAUUAAAUAAUAGUCAUUUACUGUCUGGCUCCAGGAGGAGUCUGUGACCUCAGAUAAGUGAACACCCUCCUGGGGGCAAUUUGUAUCCAUUUUUUCUAACUUGCAGCACUUUGGCGUGCUAAGGAUUAUUUCCAUCCUGCAAGAGGAUUGGGGAGUAAGGAAAUUCCAAGUGGAGAAAUGUACUUGGAAUUGGUUGUCAUAUAUAUAAAAUUCAUGAUUUCUGAACAAGCAAGAGGAUUGUGAUCCCACAGCAUCUUAGAGGGAUUUAAACCCAGGCUGGCCCGCCUGGGAGCCUGGGCUUUUGUUCUCAAACCGUCCCGCAACCCUAGCUUCUGCCCACUUGUCCAGAACAGCUUUCUCUUGGCCUGAAGGACAAACUGGCUUCCUUGUUACGUCACUGGCUCAGUCACAAUUGGGCUGAGAGCAGAGCGUGGCCCGGCCCGCCAGGUCCCCAGGGCAGCCCAGGCCUGCCCGGCCUAGCCACACACGCACCAUGAAGUACCCUCUGGUGCCACUGGUGAACGAGCUGACUUUUUCUUUCCUGGUGUUCUGGCUCUGUCUGCCCGUGGCCUUGCUGCUGUUCUUGCUGAUCAUCUGGCUACGCUUCUUACUCAGCCAAGAUUCAGAGGAAAAUGACUCAGAUGUAUGCCUCGAUUGGGAGCCUUGGAGCAAAGACCCUGCUGAGCUUUGCGAGGAGGAGAUGCUCCACAGCCAAGAGGAGGAGAGGCCCUGCUGCUGAGCCUAUUCUGCCCGAUCCAGCGUUUCACUACUUCCCAGCCUGGUUCUCCUGGCGUCAGUGGGGCCGUGGCCGUGGCCGAUGGCGAUGGGAGACUCUCCACGGAGGAGAGAGGACUUUGGCGAGUGAGGUGCUCCCCUGUGACCCCAGUUUGGCUCCUCCACUGAUGGACACAAAAACGCCUCCAGAGACCCGGCUCUUCUCUGUUACAGAUGACCUCCUCAGCCCCCCCAGGGAGGAGCCGGAGCUCUCUUAUACUGUGAAGACAGCAUAAGCGGGCCCUCGGGGAGAAGCUGGCCAACAGCUCAGAGGUCUGCCAGGGCAGGGCUGGGCCAGAGGGCGUAGAUCCGUAUUAAAGAAACAAAGGGGAUUCCUGGGCUCAGGGGACCCUGACAAACCUGCUGGG